Molecule: messenger RNA, 14952 nt
Organism: Culex quinquefasciatus (southern house mosquito)
Lineage: Eukaryota; Metazoa; Arthropoda; Insecta; Diptera; Culicidae
Gene: hiw
Product: E3 ubiquitin-protein ligase highwire
Cellular component (GO): nucleus
Source: RefSeq, a predicted model, not a curated record
UGAUUUUUCCACUUCCAUCGACGCAGCCCUAAACUUCACGUCGUUGUAGUUCUUCAUCGUUGGAAAAUUACUUAAGUGGUGUAAGUUUACGGGGUUUCGCGCUAAAUGUGGAGUAAAAGUGAGCUUUAGCAUGGAACUGCUCGAUUCGGAUAGAUUUGGUGAAAGUUUCCACGAUAUAUUCGUGCAAAACCUUGCAAACAGGAAAGUGAAAGAUGACAAAAUAAAACGGAAAGACCAUACUAAUAAGGAUGGAGAGCUGCUAUCUCCGUGGAUCGAAAUCACACCGAAUGCAUCCAAGUUCGCGGUUUACAAUGCGAUUCGCUCGAUUGUGUUGGAGGUGGAGACGAAAAAUUCAAAAUUUGCUUCUACCGGAGGACCGUUGGGUAAACCAAACAAACCGUUCUGCUAUCAUCAAAAUGGCUCCGGAAAUGACAAUGAACAAAACUGCUUAUCGUGCAAGGAAAAGGCCAAAGAUCUGAACUCGUUCAAGGAAGCGGAUAUUCCGGAAUUUGAUUUCGAAGAGAACUUUGAUAACGAUGAAUCGGUCCCGUGCAAUGUUCCCAAGAUUGUCGGCGCUGGUUUGGAGAGUUUGUUCGAAAUCAUAUCAGAAACCCGGACUGAACAUCCAAGGAUUUGUACAAAGGCAUUAAAAUCACUGUAUGAUAUUAUUCAAGGUCAAGAUCCCGAAAGUUUUCGUAAUGAACCUGAAAAGCUAUUCGGUUCGCUGUAUGAUAUUUUGCUGGAGCUGGCCACUAUGCAUAACCAACCGCCUCCAAACAUGGGUCUGCACCACAAGGACAUCAAUUGGUCAUCAAUUAGUUGCUCAACCCUUUUAGCUCUGUGCACCGUGCAUGGAGACACUGGCAAGAUUCUGAAAGCAGUUACAUCAAUUUUGAUGUCACCGAAGAUACUUUCCGGGCAGAUGAUUCAGCUACCACAAAGCAUAAUUAAACUGCAACGUAGCGUCCAGUCUGUAGCGCUGGGAAAAUUAAGCAUUCCAGAUUACUAUACGUAUGGAAUCUCUCAGAAUAGCUUGAUAGAUUAUGUGAGUUGUUAUGAAUUUUAAGUGCUCGAAGCUAAUGGAAUUUUCUUUUCAGUUCAAUAUAAAGAUUACAUGUUUGUCGAGAAAGUUUUCUCACCAAACUGUAUCACCUCUGAUGGUAAAUUUAUCUACAUACUGAUAUCAAAAUCGCUGGUUAAAAUAGGUUCCGGAUUCAACGGAACCGUGCCCGGCUUCAUAUAUGGAAUUGCUAAAGAUUUCGGUAAAGAACGUAACGAAUGGAUCGGGUAUUGCAACAACAAACUGUUCUACAAGAAACUUUCGAAGCGUACCAUGGACAGUCUACUCGUGGUAGAUACCGAAACACUGCAGAUAACAGGUUCAAUGCAAACGCAAGCUUCUGUAUCUAUGAAAGAUGGAAAUAACUGUUUGCUGUUUUCGGACGGAGAAUCCAUCUGCAGUAUUUGUACCACAUCUGGCAGCGAUAAUCUUCUUGUCAAGCAACUAUAUUCGAAGAACUCGUUCGCGUUCGAUCUCAACUUAAAAUUAGCCAAAAAUGGUUUCUACACCUUAGGAUAUUCUUUGUUCGAAGAGGAGAUUCUCAGUGAGAACCAGCUCAAGAAAAUACAAAGCACAAGCAAUGGAUUUAUUCCAACGCUUCCCAACGAGGUCAAUCUCAACGGCAUAUCCUGCGGAAAAGAGUUUGGACUUGUCGUGGGAAGCAACGGCAAGGUGUAUUACUACGGCAAAGGAAGCAGUCUUGGGUUGAAGGCCGUUGGGAAGAAUCCCAGCUUGAAGCUUAACGAGAUCGUCAUUUCUAAAGCAACUAAUUUUACCCAAGUUUUUGUCGGUCACGAUGGCAUUCAUGCACUGCUGCUGAACGAAGAUGGAACGGUUUUCUUCGCCGGAACGGCUCGCAGGGGAGAAGAUGGCGAGCAGUCCAAGAAUCGUCGCCAGCUGAAAGCGGUUAAGCCGAAAAAGAUAAGUAAAAUCGACGGAUACUUUAUCAUGAACAUCUCGUGCAACAAUGGAACGUCGGCAUUCGUUACCAAGGACGGAAAGCUGAUCAUGUUUGGGAAGGACACCAACUACUGUGACUCGUCCGGUAUUGUAACCGGACUAAGCGAUGCUCAGAUCGUAAAGGUUGCACUCGGUAAGGCGCAUUGUGUCGCUUUGGACGCCAAAGGACAGCUGUACACGUUUGGGUUGAACAACAAGGGUCAAUGCGGACGGAAAUUCAUCAAGGAUCGUAGCGAGGAUACUUUUGAUCCCAAACCUGCAACAAAGGCGUCAUUCAAACCGAUGUGCUCAAUCGACGAGCACAACAUUGUUGAUGGCAAGUGUAGGAUCUGCAACGUUUGCCGUGAAUGCACCGGCUACAACACGGCAUGUGUUUCCACCAAGAAAACAUUCGUCAACGAGCGAGUUCCGGGAAUGCCAUGCUCUUGCGGUCACGGCAGUGCUGGAUGCUCAAAAUGUGGAAGUUGCAGCGCUUGCGUUGCUUCGCAGGAGAAUGGCUCUCUUUCGAUUGAAAACAACUCUGAAGCUCAAACAAUCCUUGAAAAGGCCAAAGAGGCGCUUCACAAAAAGUACGACAACUUGCGGCACGCGGAUGAGGCGAACCAGUUUUCCGAUCCGGACACGCCCCGUGUGGUGCCGGUUCCUCCGCAGCGGGUAGAACUACCCACAAAGAGUCCCAUCGUGCAGAUCAGCUGUGGGCUUCACCAUACCGUCGUGCUAACGCUCUCCGGUGAGGUGUUCACCUUCGGCAGUAAUCAGUACGGUCAGCUUGGAACCGGCGACCUGCAGCCAAUUUCCGGAGCACAUUUGGUAAAGAUCCCGCACAUGGUCAGCCAGGUCGCUGCCGGAAGCAAUCACACCGUAAUUUUGACGACUAAGGGCAUCGUUUACACUUUUGGAAACUAUCAAAAAGGUCAGUUGGGCAGACUUCCGGGUGAAACUAACCUUGUGGCGGGACAGGAACCGUAUGGUAUAUCGUCCAACAAUAUGGCAAAUCGGAUGGAUCAAUCGAAUGAUAAGGGAAACGUCGCAGAUAUCCUGAUGCAGCGGCAAAAAUUCCUGUGGAAUUGUUCUCCUGGAGCCGUGACCGGUAUCGGCCCCUCCACGGGCAAGAAGGCAUCGUGGAUCGGGGCCAGCGGCGACCAGACGUUCGUUAAGGUCGACGAAUCGCUCGUGAACGCGUCGAUGCUGUCCAAGUUCAGCGUGGUGGCAGAUAAAAACACCAUCCUUUUGAUCCCGAAUAGCAACUAUCAGCUCAACUGCAUCGCCAUCAAUCGGCGCAAUGGAAACUGCAAAGCUCACAACGAGAACCAGUUUGACUUCAAAACCAUCGUCAACAGGGUCGACGAGGGGGGUUUGAACGCCGCCCGAAAACGUCCGAAAGUACAGCAGCCGGCGCAGCUUCCUGGUGCGGAAGCGUUGCUGGAGAACCAGCCAGAGGCGUUGGCUUUGUCGGAGAUGGAUAUUGGUUAUGAAUCCAAGUAUGGCGCGGCGGAUACUAGUAAGCAUCCCACCGUUAGCUUGGCGUUUGCCGUUGAUCCGUGCUUCAAUAUUUUGUGGGGUUUUGAUAGCGUGUCCAAAACAAUGAUGUUCUUCAAUGUGAUUGCGUCGGAAAUUUCACCAAGCGCAGAGCACGCAAAGGAUUUGGUCGCCCUGCUGACGCCGGAAAUUGCAUUACCGAUUCAUGAAGACGCUGAAGUCACCCGGUACCAAGCAUCGCUGAACAUUUUAGCAACGCUGGAUAUUUUGACGACCAACCAGAAAAUGCUCAAAACCUGCUUCCUGCCCUCGGACGUGAAUCUCAAAGUGAACCUGGACGGCAAGGACAACUGCGAGUACAACACCGUGUGUCGUUUCGAGAACUUUGGUGGAGGAUGGGGCUACUCGAGCUACAGCGUUGAGGCCGUACGCUUCAUGUGCGAUGCUGACGUUAUCAUUGCCGGUUUCGGUAUGUACGGAGGUCGUGGAGAGUACACGUGCAAGCUAAAGCUGUUUGAUCUGGGUUAUGAUGGUGGAACCAACGAAAAGGAUGGCGUUCUGAUAUCCGAAGUCGAAGAAGUGCCCUUUGAGUGUCCUUCAAAGUGUAAAUUCAACAUCACUCUACCAAGUCCGGUGACAAUCAGCGCAGAACGGUGGUACCUGGUUCUGGCCAAGAUCUCCGGCCCAUCGUCCGACUGUGGCUCGUCGGGGCAGUCUUCGGUCACGACGUCCGACAAUGUCACGUUCCACUUCAAGACGUCGAAGAAGGCGAACAACGGCACGAACGUCAGCUCGGGACAGAUUCCGUCCAUUUUGUACCGGGUCAUAUCGCAAAACAGCAAGGCCGUGUUUCCGACGGUUUCGAGCGAGCCCGUUUGCAAGCUGACGAAAAAGUUUGCCAACACGCUCACGAAAGAUUGCUUCGAGAGCUUGGUCAUGCUGCUGAACUGGUCGUGGAGUUCGUUCAAAAUAUCGACCACCGAUCUGCUGGAGACUCGCAAGGCGAACCAGAAUGCGAUUUCGCUCAACAGACUCGUUUACAUUUGUAAGGCAAGUUUGCGUCUACUGAGGAAGUAUAUAAACGAGAUUUAUCCGUACAAGGGAUUCAACAAUAGCGAAAAACCAAACAGCAAAGUUAAAACACUUGGUCCACGGCAAGACUCUAAGCAGGACAAGUCACCGAAAAGUAAAGUCUACGAAGUGAACGGACUCAUCUCGUCGGUGGAGAGCAAAACCGACCUGCUCAAGGUGAACGAUAUCAACAUUAUGGAGAUCAACACGCCAAUGUCCAACAAGAAGAUUGCAUCCGAGAGCAUCCAGCUGGCGGAAUGUAUCGGCGAUGUUCGAGCGCUACUGACGCAGAUACUUUGUGAUGAACUGCCAUAUCAGUCCGGAAACGAUAUCUGUACAAUGAUUCUGGACGUGCUGGAUGAAUGUCACAAAACGUUUGUUAGCUGCUUCAACGCGUUCUAUCCUACGUCAUUCCUCAAGUGGAACUGUAUUUGCAACCUGUUGGCACAAAUAGACAAGGGGAUUCUACACUCCCGCUUGCUCAGCGGUGUGCUGGCAGGACUAUGUGAUCCAAACAUCAAUCUGCGGUCGACGUUCUCGAUGCUGUCGCCCAACGUGGAGUACAAAUCGCUCACGAGUCCCAGCGAUAACUUGGGCUUUCCGAUGCUGGUGAGUUCGGAAAACUACCAGUACCCGAUCCUGGUUGAGCAGAUGCUCUACCGUACGCAGAAGGAGAAAACAAUCACCUGCAACUCGUGGACUUUUAAGGACGUGCUGAGCCGCUUGCUUGACAUCAUCUCCAAACCGAUUCGGUUGAAGAUUGAGAACAUUUACAACAAUCAAAGUACGGACAUUUAUAAUGGUGAUGGGAUGAAGCAACGCUUGAACAACAAUUUGAUAACCAACUCGUGUCGGUUGCUGUCGAAAAUGUUGGCUGAAAUUAUCUACCAAAAUUGUACCAUUGAUAACGAAACGGCGAUCGUCCCUUCGAAUAUUCUCCAUUCCAGCGGAAAUCGUUUUGCAAAGGUCGAUGUAAGCAAAACCUGGAACACGGGUAAUUUCGGGCCGGACGCGAUUGCGUUCACCGUUGAUCGUCCGGGAAUUUCCAUUGCGGGAGCUUGUGUUUAUUCCGGAUCCGGUAGCUACGAAUACCAACUGGAACUGCUGUACGAUAGUAUGGAGUCGAAAAGCCAGCUUCAGCACAAAUGGGAAGUGAUCGAGUCCGUCGUGGGUGCUUACGAGCAAAGCAUGGUGAAAAACUUUAUGACGGAGAUCAAGUUCGAUCGUGCCGUCAACAUCAAGGAGAACGUACGAUACGCGCUGCGACUGUGCUCUCAGGGAGCUCGAACGUGUUCUGGCGAUGGAGGCUUUGCGGCCAUUCGUGGACCGUGCGGAGCAACGUUCAAGUUUUAUCCGUGCGAUCUCAGCUUCAACGGGACGACUCCGGCUCGCGGACAGAUUCCUAGCAUCCUGUACUACAGUAUUCCGUCCAUUAACGAUAGCUAUUCGGGAAAGUGCAGCAAGGAAUCCCACGCACGGGAUAUCGCUUUGCACAUCUCUACUGAUGUAACCUCCCGGUGCAAGGAUCUGUUGAUACACGCAAGAAACGCAAUUGCAUUUUCGUCGACUUCAAGCGAUAAGAGCUCCAAUUCUUCGCACAACACACAUACCAUCGACUCGGAGCAUAACAUAACGCCCAUCGAGGAGCAUUUAGACAUUGCUUGGAUCAACAACUCGGACAUUGCGAACGUCAACAACGUGACAAGCGCCAAUUUUGAUCAUAACAAUACAUCAACCGCUAAGGACAUUACGAAACGCAUAGAAAACUUUUCAAAAGGUAUCAUCGAAACGCUAAAGUUUGACAAAAAGUCACGCAAUUCGAUUGACUUUGAUAUCGAGAUUGAAAUUGGUGCCGAGGAGAUCACGCCGAAUGAUUACAUAGACGAUCGAAACAACAAGUUGGACUCGAUCUCGAACGGGAAUUCUUCCGGAGUCGGAAUGCAUAGCAAAGCUGAAAACUUUUCAAUAUUGAACGACGCUGGAAGUGACGUGGAAGAGUUCAACCAUCAGCUCAAUCAAGAACGCAUCAUCCAACUCUUCUCCGCUGACGAUUCGUGCCUAUUUACAAUGCUGCUACCCCUGACGUUAGCUCACAUCGGUCCGCUGGUCUGCAGCAAUCUCAAAAGUUCCGUCGAAGUUCUGAGUCUCAUUCGCGCCAUCCUGCCGCAUGUGUCCGCGCUAAAUCAGAUCAACAAUUUCAAGUUGUACGAUAAACCGGAACUAGAGACCUCACGCAAGACUGCGCCCGCAGACCAGAACGAUCUGUGCACGACCAGCCACUACUACUGCAUCGUCGAGAGUGAACAUCCGUACAAGUCCAGCACGGUGGCAAACUACCGCGUAGAGUUCCCCGCGAGUGUUCGCUGGAUAACCAUCGAGUUCGAUCCGCAGUGUGGUACGGUCCAGCCGGAGGAUUACGUCCACGUAAAGAUACCGCAGUAUUCCGAGCGAAGCUCGGAGCAGGCUUUCGUCAACGACAACCACGCUGCGUCGUUGGCAUCGGCUACUUGCCCACGAAAGAGCAAGGAGGUCAAGUUUGAAAGCAACUCGAAACCGUCCAAUUGCAGCCAGAAGGAUGAGCAAAGCGAGAUAGAUUGGACGAUUAUUAAGAAGUUUAACACAUCCUCAAACUGGAAUAGCAACGCCAUCGUGCUGCCUGGCAACAAGCUGGAGAUUUCGCUGGAAACGGCCUCCACGUACGUUCGCGAGCACAAAGGCAACAAGUACGGCUUCAAGUGUCUGAUCAUCGGGUACGACAACAAAAACCAGAUGAAGUAUCCGAGUACGUCGUUGAUACACCUCGAGUACGAACUGUCCUACCUUGGGGGCUUGUGCAGUGCAAAUCUGCUGAAGAAGGAUCUCAUAUUUUCUGAUGACAUAACGGAGAACAUUGCUAACGUCGAGGAAACGCUGAACAAGCAUACGGCUUUGCUGUCCAAAGGAUUGAUGGUGUCGGACACGGUGCUGACUAUCGGUAAUGCACUGGAGUCUAAUCUACCAAUUACUGAGCAAAGCUACGAGAAGCAGUUCCUCAAGGAUUUUAUUUACGUCGCGGCGGGUUCCCCCGGGGCUCGGCUGGCUGCCUGGCUUCAACCCGAAUCUCGGCUGGACCCGAACAAGUGCGAGAUCAAAAUGUCGCAAGAACCGCUGCGUUGCGGUUGGCCUUCGCAUUUCAUAAUCGAAACACGCGACCAGUACGGCGACGAGAUCUUCGUCCCGGGAAUUAAGGUAAGUGGCGUUGGACCGUUGAAUGUGGGGGUGUCUCAGUUUGGUCAAUCUCGGCUUUUUUUUUUCAACCUUAUCUCGGAGGGCAAUCGGAAGAUGCACAUGAAGUCCCGCAACGACUCGCUGUAUCUGGGCGGGGCCGCACUGCCUCCGAAAAUCGGCUACGAGUGCACCUUUAAGGAGAAGGAAAAGAGCUGCCUAAAGGCAAUUACCGCAAUGAAACCGUAUCAGCCGUACUCGUUCGAAGAGUUGCGUUACUGUAACACGAUCCAAAGCAAAACCACCGAGAUCCUGACCGCAAACGAUCUGGGCAACAACACGUACGGGGUGUUCUGGACGCCGAAUUCCGGGAACUACAGUCUGACCAUCACGAUCGAUGGGGUUUGCGGAGAAAUCUAUCGCGUCGACGUGAUUGAUGCCGGACUGCCGCCGUUGUCGCAGGAAACCACACUGAAGAAGGUGCAGCCGCCGACCAAGCUGAGGAAGUUUAUCGCGAAAAAUUCGGCCGGAUUGCGCGUCCGGUUGCACCCCACGCUGCAGUCGGACCAGAUUGGGAUAGUGAAGCUGAACGGUAUCGUCUCCUACAUCGACGAGAUGGAAAACGACGAUGGUUUGUGGGUGCGGCUAUCGACGGAAUCAAUCCGUGAGCAUUGCACCUCCAGCUGGUUCCCAACGGAAGCGUGGUGUCUGCAGUACAACCAGCACCUGGGCAAGACACUCCUACAUCCGAUCCUGGAGUCCAGCUCAACCAAAGCUUUGAUGGAACAGGUAGAUCAAAGCAGUCCCACAACUUCUGAUGCAAAUGAAGAAAAUGAGAAUACCAUUGAUUAUUUUGAUUUUAUGAAGACGGAUCGUCCCACCGACGAGGCGUCAUCCGCAAACGAUGGCGAGGAACUGGUCGCCGCCGCUAAGCUACUCCAGAUCACAGAGCAACCUCCAACAACAGAUGAAAGUCCAGCCAAUGCGGCGGCGGCUGCGGCCGCGGCGGCAAACAUUAACAUUGCCAACUUGAACCAAAGCAAUAUUGGAGCCGCAAUCGCGGGCGUUGUUGGCGGCGGGGCCAAAAAGAUGCAAGCCCUCCAGAAGUGGCUCAAGGGGGACAGCUUCGAAGAGAAUGAAUCUCCCCGGAAGCGCAAAAGUGAGGGCCACGAUCCGAGAAGUCUGGGAAAUCGAUCCUUUGACCGCAGCCGAAGCGUUAGCCCGGAGAUCUUUUCACUGAGGAGGUGUGACUCGUCCAGUAGUAACAAAUCCGAUACCUCAAAGAAUUUGCAGUACAAAAGUGUAUCGAAAUCGGAUGGCAGUAUGGAUGACCGCAAAUCUCCAGAAAAUCUCGCCGCUCCUGAUGGAAACUUCUCCGCCAGCAUUCCGCCGUUCAACAGCAAAUCGCUGAAAAUCGAGUCCAAAGAACUGCCCAAACGUGCCCUUUCGCCAUCGAUCGCCGAAACUCUACGCGCCGUAUUUUCCGCCUUUCUCUGGCACGAGGGACUCGUCCACGACGCCAUGGCUUGCGCGUCCUUCCUCAAGUUUCAUCCCAGCAUUUCGAAAAAGGAGAGCGAGAAUAUGCCCGUUGGAAAUCCACACGAGCAUCUCCUGACUAGGGAGCAGAAGGUGUUACAGCGUCACUCAGUUGAGAUUUCGAAUGCCGGGACUUAUUUGAACAUUCGUCCUUCGACGCUGGAAACGCUGGCCAAGAUUGGAAACUGUUGCGUGCACAACAGAAAGUUGCGCAAUCGAAAUGCGGACAUUUUCUCUUCUAAAGAUGGCGAAUAUCCACAACCAAGUGCGCUGCCUCCCGCGUUACGGUGCCUCGUGUACGUCUGGGAUCAGCUUUGCUGCAAUUUCAUACACUUGGUGGAGACCAACUCCAAUGAUAAGGAAAAUGAUUUUAGCUCGCUCAAGUCGAACAAAUCGACUGAGGAAAAGUCGGCCAACAACCCGAAAGCCGCAAACCAGAAAAAGGUCGAGGACGGCUGUUGGUGCGAGUUGUGUGACGUUUUCCUGCCAAUUCCGGUUACGUAUCACAUGCGGAUCGUUCAUCCAGGCUGUGGCAAGUACGCCAAAGGAAAGGGUUACAACUCGAUUGGCGUGUACUGCGAGGGAUGGGCCGGUAACUGUGGCGAUGGUGGCCAGGGCGUGUCCAGCUGGUAUCUCAUGUGUGAAAAAUGUAGACAAAAAUAUGUCAACACAGCUAAAGUGUCGAACAAUGUCAACUUUAACGGUGCGAAUCAAACAGGUGGAAAGGGGGAAGGUGGUUCCAACAUUUUGCUAGGGUUUGGAGCGGAAUCCACAAUUCCAUCAGAGCUGUUUACCAUAAUGAAGGAGAAUUCUUUUUUCCUGCUCGAACUGAACUCUUACAACGGAGGGCUUAUCAACAAAUCCGCAAACGGCACUUCAGAUGCAGCUGCAGUUCAUGAACAAUCAACCAGCAGCAGAUAUAAGAACGUUGAUUUGAAUGAUUCGUACGAUUCGAGCUAUUACUUUGAUGAUAAAAACAUUCACUGGAGUGGUGGUGAACUAAUGUGGCCACCACCAGAACUGCUCGCUAGCAUGGAAACCCUCGGGGCAAAAACUAACAACGAUCUAACCUGCGACUUGCUUGGGAUGAAUCUUGGUGAUAUGCAUGCUUACGAUUUUAAGGUAAUCGAAGACCUCUCGAUGGAGGCGGCUGAUUCGUACAUGAAAAACAUCCAAACGUCGCCGGCAAUUCCUUCCACGAGUAAGUUUCAUCGGAGCUUCUCAAUGGGCCAGGGUUGGAACACACCACAGAAUAAGCUCGCCACAGAGUACAAUCCGGUGGGAAAGGGCGAAAUUGGUGGCAAGGGCGAUGGUCCCUGCAAUGUGGUUAUGAGGCGUAAAAAGCAGUGCACGUGUACGAGUGGGGACUCGAAUCUUCUAAACUAUCCUUCGGUUAAUUUGCAAAAACUUGUUCCGGAGCACUUGUUGAAUAACAGUUUGGUUAAAGAAAACAUUCCCAACAGUAGAAGUAAAAACAAAGUGAACAACAAGAUCAAUGAUAAGAACAAUCUUCAGACAAAUCCCCGCGCGACACUGCUUGCGAGUGGAAAGAGACCGGAGGAAAUAAAUUUCUCGGAGUUCCUCGAGAUGUACCACAGCAACGCUCGAGAGAGCAGCGAGAAGCUGAAGAACGUUGAUGAAAAGUCGGACGGUUCUGGAUCGGGUAGUUCGGGCAACUCAGCUUAUAAGCUUGAUGUUCAGGCGGGAGCUCUGUCACUGCUCAAUCGUCCGUCGAUGAUUUUUAUGCUGGAGAAGCAUGACCUGAAAAAGCUUCGCCAUUUGAUGACCCGGAAUCUGCGGAAAACAAUUUGCAACAUUUACAGCUUGCAAGCCCUAAAUUGGCUGCUUCGAUCCGUGACGCAACCGAUCGGACUGCACGACAUCAUGUGGUGGUUCAUUUCAUCGCUUUCGUACUCGACACACGACUGCGAGGAUGAACCCAAGCUGGACGAGGGAGUGCUUGGUCUGGAACAUCCGGGCUCGAACCAGUUCAACGGACCACUCUCGCAAACGCUCUCCCAAAGUUUGCACUCGCUGCUGCACACCAUUGCGGAUCUAACGCUGCUCCUGCCGUCGGGAUCGUCCUUGCAGAAGACUGCCGUCCAGUGUUUCGGGUUGAAGUUCAAACAAUCCGACCACCAGUUCUUGCACCGGUCGCACGUUUUCGGGAACAUUUCGAAAAUUUUGUCGAAAUCUGAGGAGCAGAACGAUGAAAAUCUGCUUCCGUCAGUGGCCAUGUUCAAUUCCUACUCGAAUGCCGUCGAUGUGUUUACGGAGGAAUGCAUCCGGAUCAGCAUGCUCAGCGAUAUUACGGAGAUUUUCGAUCUUGUAGUUUCAUCGCGACCUGCGUUGGCAAAUUCGUUGAUAGACAACUCGACGGAGACAUUCUGGGAAAGUGACGAGGAGGAUCGGAACAAACCUAAGAUCAUCGAACUGACUAUGAAUCGAACCAAUUACCACUGCAAGGUUAUCUGUAUUCACAUCGACAACAGUCGGGAUAUUGGGAACAAAGUGUCCAGCAUCCUUCUGUACGGAGGCAGCUCGUUUGGCGAAACAUCACUCCUGAAGACCAUUGACGUCGAUCCACUUGUGUGCAGCUGGAUUUCGGCAACAAUCUCCGACGACGAGUGCACCCAUUACCGUAUGGAAUUCCGUGGCCCGGAAGCGACCCUCCGCGUUCGUCAGAUCAAACUGCUUGGCUACACGGCCGAAGACAAAGCUUCCCAGUUCAAGCAUAACCUUAAACACACUAGCGCCAAUUACAUCCAGCAGAAAAACUGCGAAGCAGAAACGCUGCGUGUUUUCCGUCUACUAACGGGACAGGUGUUCGGGAAGCUAAUUCUCGAGAGUGGUAAAAAUUUCGGUGCAAACACCCCGACUUCGUCCAAGAUCACCGAAUCAACCGUCAUUUCUUCCUCAACGGAGUCGCUCGAUUUACGCGAGCACAUGGUCGGCAUUUUGUUUAGCCGUAGCAAGCUGAGUCACCUCCAGAAGCAGAUCAUCGUCCACAUUGUGCACGCCAUCCAGAAGGAAGCGCUGCGCUCGCGGGAAGAGUGGGAGCACAACGUCAUGUUCAGCGCAGACAAUGAAACCGACUUUGAGGAGAAUCUCAAGCUGAACGACACGUACUGCUUUGAAAUGCUCAGCAUGGUGCUGGCGCUGUCCGGAAGUGCCGUUGGUCGAUCGUAUUUGUCACACCAGCACGGUCUGCUGAAGGAUUUGUUCUCGCUGUUGCACACAGGGAGUGAUCGCGUCCAGAGGCAGGUCACGGCGCUGAUCCGGCGCAUUUUACCGGAAAUUUCACCAGAGACGCUGUGCGAGCUGCUUGGAGUGGAGAAGGUUCCGGAGAUUGACUUUAAUCUGCUCAGUCAGAACAAUGAGAUGUUUAAUAUGAACAAAUGUGGUAUUUUGGACAUUUUCCUAGCCGUAAUUGCGAAAGCCCUUCAGGUGCAGAUCAAGGUGAAGAACAACUCGAACAAAAAUCCACCAACCAUGAAGCUGUGGCGAUACAUGAACAUUUGCAAAAUUGACGACUAUGAAAAGUCCACACUAAACAAGCUUUCGAUGACUAAUUCCCAAUUCAGCAACGCUGAAUCGGACCGCCCGGGUGGUGCUACUGGCCAAAGGGACAACAGCCCGGCGGCGGAGCAGUACGACUUUGAGGGCUCGUCGUCGGAAUUCCUAGAUGACAAAACCAACGACGACAAUUCGGUUGACUUUGACGGCGUUGGUGCGGUGUGCUCUUCAAAGCCGGGCAUUCGGAUCGAGACGGUCGGGGUGAAGCCGCGGUGGUUUUUGAACGGAACAAUUUCGUCCAAACAGGCGGAUAAUAUUAUGACUUUGAUUCGCGACAUGGCGCAUGGUAAACUGUCGGAAAAGUGGUCACUCAUCACGAAGGCUGCAAUCGCGGAGUGUAUUCUGAACAUAACGAGGCUUUCGGACGUUUAUCGGGUGCCGGAGACGUGCAUGACGACUCCGACACUGUGGCUUGCGCUGGCCAGUUUGUGCGUCCUGGAUCGUGACCACGUGGAAAAAUUAUCGUCCAGCCAGUGGUCAAAACAGUCCGAGUCUCGGCCGCUUUGCUCAAAUCACGACGAUGAUGUUACGUACGCCAUGAUCAUCUGCAGCUUGUGCGGUUCGCUGUGCUCCGAUUGUGACCGGUUUCUGCACUUGAACCGAAAGACCCGAAAUCAUUAUCGCACGGUUUGCAAAGAGGAAGAGGAGGCCAUUCGGGUCGAGCUGCACGAAAGCUGUGGCCGGGCCAAGCUGUUUUGGCUGUUGGCGCUUGUCGACUCGAAAACGCUCAAGGGAAUGCUCGAAUUUCGCAAUGGAAACAACACGCUGGUUUGUGAUCCGCCAAACGCCGCGAUUGGCGUGUGCCGGUUUUGCGGAGUGACUGGCAGCACCGGUCUGUUGGCAGUGGGAAAUGUUUGCGUGGACCAGCAGUGCCAGGAGUACGCGGCAAGUGCUUGUGCGAAAAUCCAUCCGUGUGGCCAUCUGUGCGGUGGAAUCGUCAACGAGGAAAAGUGUCUGCCAUGUUUGCAGCAAAAGUGUCUCACGUCCGAGGGUAAAGCCAGCAGUGGCAGCGGAGCGGAGCAACCGAAGUUAACGCAGGACGCGGACGACAUGUGUAUGAUUUGCUUCACUGAGGCCCUCUCGUCGGCUCCGUCCGUUCAGCUGGACUGUGGCCACGUGUUUCACUUCCACUGCAGUAAGGCGGUUCUGACCAGGCGGUGGAACGGGCCGCGCAUUAGCUUCGGGUUUUCGCAGUGUCCCAUCUGCAAGAUGGACAUUCAGCAUUCGGCGCUGGCGGAAAUAUUGGAUCCGAUCGUUGCGUUGAAAGCGGAUGUCAAGCGAAAGGCGUUGAUGAGGCUCGAGUACGAAGGCCUGGCCAAGAAUCUCGAUAGCAAGGAUCUGUCCACUUACGCUAUGGAACGCUACGCUUAUUACGUUUGCAGCCAAUGUGAAAAGGCUUAUUACGGUGGCGAGGCUCGGUGCGACGCCGAGCUGGGCGAGAACUACAACCCCCAGGAGCUGGUAUGUGGCGGAUGCAGCGAUGUGGUCAAGGCCAAGAUGUGUCCCAAGCACGGGACCGACUUUCUCGAGUACAAGUGCCGCUACUGCUGCUCAGUGGCGGUCUUUUUCUGCUUCGGCACGACACAUUUUUGUGACACGUGCCACGACGAUUUCCAGCGGCUGACUAACAUUCCGAAGAACAAACUGCCCAAGUGCCCGGCGGGUCCCAAGGCAAAGCAGCUGAUUGGGGAGGAGUGUCCGCUGCACGUUAUUCACCCGUCCACCGGGGAGGAGUUUGCCCUGGGCUGCGGGAUUUGUCGCAAUGCUCACACAUUUUAGGGUUUUGUAUCGCAAGUGCAUUAAGUAAAUCAUGAAGGAAGGAAGAUUUAGCUUUAGUUAGUAAUUCAAAACGGCAAGACUUUCUCUAUAUGAUUGUACUUAUGAUCUCAUGUUAACCGUGUAUUGUUGUUUGAUAUUUAUUUAGCAAAUUACUAACUUAUAUGUACACAUUUUGAUAACAUUAUAUUUAUCAUAAAAAUACAACUAUCCAAAACAAAGAAUAAUCACCAAUCAAUCUCUAUCGUCUCUAGCACGUGAAUAAAUUCUCGAAAAUUUUUAAACACGUG